Molecule: messenger RNA, 3799 nt
Organism: Eriocheir sinensis (Chinese mitten crab)
Lineage: Eukaryota; Metazoa; Arthropoda; Malacostraca; Decapoda; Varunidae
Gene: ZnT63C
Product: zinc transporter 1-like
Exons: 9
Coding region: 747-2027 (426 amino acids)
Biological process (GO): zinc ion transmembrane transport; intracellular zinc ion homeostasis; detoxification of zinc ion
Cellular component (GO): membrane
Molecular function (GO): zinc ion transmembrane transporter activity
Source: RefSeq, a predicted model, not a curated record
CUACCUAGUCAGAGUGUCUCCCGCCAGCCUCGCGCAACUAACAGCUCCACUCCGGCACCCCCACGCCGCAACAAGUGUGACUGGGAGUGUGAAUCAGAGUGACUUGAAGUGGUUUGCGUAAAGAGGGAAAGAGGUGCAGAGAAGGAUUUGCAAGUGCCUCUCAUCUUAAGCCAUCCUCUUCUACCUCAUCCAUCGGUUCAAGAGGAGGAGCGAGAGGAGACGCGCCAGAUACCACGAAGGGAAGAGGAGAUAAGGGAAGCGUCAAGGAGAGAAACAGACAGACGGAGAGACAGGACAGCCAGCCCUCAGCCUUGACGCGAGAAGAAUAGGACAACAGGACGAAUUCUGAAGAUACGAGUGAAGAUAAAAGGAGACGGUGUGAAGACAAUCCCUGCGGACGAGUGAAAACUGUGCCAUACAAGUACAAACUAUAUAGGAGGAGGAAAGACGCCACUUGAGAGAAGAGUUUAUGGAAUACCAGAAGAAAUAGCAGAAGGGAGGUGAAGACAAAGGAAGGAAAGAGAAGAUAAGACAAGACAACAGCGAGAGAUAGACACAAAGGAGAGAGAGGACAACACAAAUCUAACUCAAGAAAAGACAAAAAACGAUGACAAACGGAAAGGAAGGGAAGAAGAAAGGAAGAUAAGAAAAUACAGGAAGAGAGAGAGAACAGCACAAACCUAACUCAAAAGACAAUAGCCGUUCUAGUCUUUCAGUAGUAUCACUUUCGUACCUUCAGUAGCAAGAUGGGGCGGUACACGGGCAAGAAAUGUCGCCUGCUCACCAUGUUCGCGAUGACCGCCAGCUUCUUCCUGGUGGAGCUGGUGGUGGGCUACAUCACCAACUCAAUGGCCCUCGUGGCAGACAGCUUCCACAUGCUCAGCGACGUCCUGGCGCUCGUCAUAGCCUUCCUCAGUGUAAAGAUGUCACCAAAGAAGUGGAGUAAAAACACCUUUGGCUGGGCACGAGCGGAGGUCUUGGGCGCCCUCGUCAACAGUGUGUUCUUGCUGGCACUCUGUUUCUCUAUAUUCGUGGAGUCGUUAAAGAGGUUAUACGAGACGGAGGAGCUACACAACCCACAGAUGAUCCUCAUAGUGGGCGUCAUAGGCCUCAUCAUCAAUCUUGUUGGCCUCGCGCUCUUCCAUGAGCAUGGUCACGGCCACAGUCAUGGAGGACACGGACACUCCCAUGAGAACAAACUGUCCACCAUAAACACGAUGGUGGCCACGGACGACAACGAGAAUGACGAGCGCUACACGCCGCCCCUGCCCAGCAUCACUCCGAGCUCACAGCGGGCAGAUGGUCACAAGAGCGCCUCACAGAUGAAUAUGAGGGGCGUCUUCCUUCAUGUGCUCUCUGACGCUAUGGGCUCGGUGGUGGUGAUCAUCAGUGCGCUGGUGGUGUGGCUCACGGAAUGGGAGUACUCCGCCUACAUUGACCCGGCGCUCUCCCUGUGUCUGGUGUCCCUUAUCACUGCCAGCACUUGGCCGCUCCUCAAGGUGUCAGCCCUCAUCCUCCUGCAGACAGUUCCUACUCAUAUUCAGGUUGACGGCAUCCAGAAGCAGCUGCUCAACGUUGAUGGCGUGUUGGCCGUGCACGAGUUCCAUGUGUGGCAGUUGGCGGGGGAGAGGAUCAUUGCCUCAGCGCACAUCAGGUGCCGCAACCUGAAGGACUACAUGGUCCUGGCCGAGAAGAUCAAAAAGAUGUUCCAUGAGGAGGGCAUCCACUCCACCACCAUCCAGCCAGAGUUUGUGGAGUUUGAGGAUGACGACGCCUCGGCCUCACUGGACUCUGUCGAGGAUUGCAUUCUUGACUGUCCCUCCAAAGACAAGGAAGGCUGUGUGGCCAACACCUGCUGUGGUCCUUCCAAACAGUCCGAAGGGGUGCCAGCCGCAACAAACUGCCGACAACGGAACAGUACCGAGAUCCACAUUGGGAACCAGGUGGUGGAGAACACGGCCGAAGGAGCCACUGAGGGCGGAUACCUGCUGGUGCCCACGUCGGUGAACCACAUCUCCUCUGUCUGACAGUGGCCUUCCGAUAGCCAUCUCCCGGAGCCAGCAGCAGAUGACUGACAGUGAAUCAACCUGGCUGGGGAAAAUGGGGCGUUACGGGGAAAGCAAUGAGGUGAUAAGUUAUUGUGUUAUUCAGGGCACUGCCAAUGAUGAGUGGGUGGGUGGUGGGUAGUCCAGAUCUUGUACAUGGGGUUUGGGAGGGUAGGUGAGUGGUACAAAUGCCAAAUGUCAUUCAUUGGGUUAUGUGGGGAGGAGAGUCAACAGUUCUAUGUGGGGUCCCUCCCUGCUCAGCAUGCCCGGGCAUUACAGAAGCCAUUUGGCCACCUUCAGGGAUACUACUAACUCGUAGUACUUGUGUACCUACUGAGCAUCUCGUAGCCAGUGUGGGUGUGGCAGUGCAACUCCCUGAGCAGUAAUGGGACACCUUCAGGUUGUGAUAUCAGUCAUAUAUUUAGUCUGGGGGGAUGUGUCUGAUUACACAAACCACCAACUCCCUCUCGAGGACAUGGCUAAAAAGAUUGUUGAGGUAUAUAGCUGUUCAUUGCACAUCAUUCAGUGACCAUUUUGUAGGGAUGUUGUUAAGUGUAUGCGAGAAACUAAUGGAGGGUGGGAGGGAGGGCGGGUGGGAAGAGUAUUUUUAUGAGGAUGGUGAAGGAGGGGUGCCAAGGUGUGUGUGUUUCCCAGAUGUUAUGGGAAGGCAGGAAACUUUGUUCUGUGACUUCUGAAUCAGUGUUAGAGUUGACCAGCAGGUGAGUGGGCAUUUAUCAUACUGGGCGUGAGCCAUGGCAGGGAAGCAUAAUCACACCCUUGUGCCUCAACAGGCCGUAGGAAGAACACUGGGAUGGGUCUCUUGGUAAAAAUUGCCCCUUUCCCUGAAGACCAAAAGGCUACCAUUUUGAUGUGUACCUUGAGGAUACAUUGUGUUCACAGGAUGUUAGUUCAAGAACAAUUAGAAUCUUGAGUUUGUUCUGAUGUGUUCAUAAGUUAGUCCUGUGUUCAUGGUGUGUUGCUCCUCGUGGCAGUCCCAAGAUGUUAGAAGCACCCAGCCCUGAGGGGCAGCCCCAACAACUAGCAACACUUGACACUGGUUGCCCUGAUCAGGGUUCUUCCCACGGACUGACUCAAGUCUUUAAAAGAAAAAAAUGUACAUAAUGUAGAUGAGUUUUUAAGGUUUUAUAUAAAUGUGUACAACUUGCAUAUGUAGGUGUGUGCUGUAGCAGAGUUGGUUUUAUGAAUGAGAAAAGGUAUAGAGAGUAAUUAAUGGCAGUAUGUAUUUAUAUUAUUUUUGUAUAUAUCUUAUCACUAAAUUUGUCUUUCAAGAGAUUUUUAUUAUGGAUUUGACAUUUUCUUAAAUUUAUUACUCAAAGUAUAGCAGUAAUUAGAUAUUGACUACAGACACUUCUCAGAGAAGUUAAAAAUUUGUUGGUAAGGGCAAAGAUUUCAAUACAUAUAAUUUCCCUGACCAUUGAAGCUUUGAUUCGUUGUGUGUGUGUGGCCGAGUGAUAGGCGACGCGUGGCUUGGUAGGUCAGAGUAGCGACUUGGCCGCCCGCUGAGUUUAGUGACGGACUCCCCUAGAGCUCAACACGUCUUGAUCUGAAGGAGUUCUGAUUUUCCCAACAGGAAGUUUUUAUUCCAAACAUACUGUAGCUACUGGUCAUUAUAUGACUUUAAAGUCUCAAUAACUGGGAGGGAUGUGACACUCUGCCAAUUCUUAUCUUGUAUUACCGGACUAUUUAUAAAAUCUAUGAAUGUUGACCCAUUAAAGUAUUAAAAGUAAUUAUCA